Messenger RNA from Larimichthys crocea (large yellow croaker), 726 nucleotides. RefSeq names its product pyrin. The record is from RefSeq and is a predicted model, not a curated record. Lineage: Eukaryota; Metazoa; Chordata; Actinopteri; Sciaenidae. The transcript has 3 exons. The coding region runs from base 101 to 409 and encodes 102 amino acids.
CAGGAAGGAAAUAAAGAAGAACUAAUAGCUGAAUAUCUGUGAAUAUAUUUGGGUUAGCUGAAAGAAAAUCGUUCUACUUAAUUGAAAUCCCGUUGAAAAAAUGACAACACCUGAAGUUAAAAUAACGCUGAAGCGCUUCCUGGAUCAGCUGAAUGACAAAAGUCUGGAGCAGUUUCAGUGGAACUUGGGCCUGUAUGAAAGCGAUGGAUUCCAACGCAUCCCGAGGGCCCAGCUGGAGAACGCUACCAGAGAGAAAACUGUGGAUAAACUGGUGCAGUUUUAUGGGAAAGACGCUGCUGUGGAGACAACAGUGGAGAUUCUCAGAAUGAUUAAUCACAACGAUCUUGCAGAUGACUUAGAAGAAGCCUCUCAGAAUGAUGAUGACGAUGACGAUGAUGAUGAUGAUUAAGAUGAAGAAGAAAAAGAAGAAGAAGUUGUCCUGCCAUGAAUAUUCAGAAGUAGAUGACCCAUUUGUCGUUAAUCUCCUUUUUUCUAGUUGAACUAGUAGUAAAGUAGUAAUAGUAAAAAAUAAAUAAAUGAAUGAUAGAUAAAAGUGGAUGAAAUCUGCAAGUCUUUAGACUUUCACAAAAGUGCUAAAAGUCUUUGUGCAUGUGAGCCUUCUGGACUUCAUUGCUGAUUUUGUUUUAAAUUUAUUUACGAAGUAGAGAUUUGUAAAUUCAAACCUUUUUUUUCUUGAUGCUAAAUCAUUCCAUUAAGAAGCUCAAU